UAUGGCAGAAGGCAAUCUCAUAGGUAAUCUGGUCCCAGACCACGUGGGGCUGUAAAGGUAAUGACCAACACUUUGUACCUAUUCUGGAAAUGGUAAAGUGAUACAGAUGUAAUCCAGUUACUCCUAGAUAUGCCAGUAACCAGUCUAGCUGCCAGGUUUUGAACUGGUAUAGAAAUAGCCUAAUGUAUAAUACUUUGCAGAAUUCCAGCCUUGAAGUCACUAACACAUGCACUGCCAUCUUUAGGUCCUCUAGCUCUAGGAAAAGACAUCAUAUAACAGCUGAAGCUGAUACCAAACAUUCCUGGCCAUCAUAUCUUUUUGUGCUGUCAUACGGAGCCCCAAAAGAAGCCCCAAACUGCAAACCUUUGGGGAAAUGAAAUACAGUUCAAGAUGGGUUGACACACAGCCAAACACAAGUGAAGAACUUUGAAGAUUUCUUAAUUCAAAGUCAAGAAAUGAGUCCAUUGGAAAAUAAUUAUGUCCUCUUGUCUCCAAAAAAACACACAGGAUCUCUUAGACAGUGGAAGAGAUGUUAUCAUGCAGAUGCAAUCUGCCCUAUCUGCCUCCAGACUCCUACCUUCCCAGUAGAAACCAAUUGUGGGCAUUUAUUUUGUGGUUCCUGUCUGAUUGAAUACUGGAAACAUGGUUCUUGGCUAGGAGCAAUCAGCUGUCCACUCUGCAGACAGAAAGUUAUUCUUCUGUACAAUAUCUCUGGUGAAAAUCAGCCUGACAAGCAAACCAAACAAACAGUGUAUGAUAUUAGAGAUUACAACAAACGCUUCUCAGGACUGCCUCGGCCUUUUACAGAUUAUCUUUAUGACAUGCCACUACUUCUCAAUUUUGCCCUAAGAGGAAUCUUCACGCUGGGUGGCCUUGUGUGGCUCUUCUUCCUCAGAGUUGUCCUCUGCUCUUUUGGAACCAUCCUGUGCUUAACUUCUCCAUUUGACGUGAUGCCAGAACCUCUUUGUGGAAUUCUGGGUGCAGUUGAUGAUCUAGUUGUUGUAUUUCUUCUUUUAAUUUGUAUGAUAAACAUUUCCUCACAAAUGGAAUCAGAAGGAGCAAACAUGGCAGGCUCUACUACACAGAAUGUUUUGUUGGAAGCAUAAUGGACUAAAUGGUUCUUCUUAACAGAAAGACUCACCAGACCACAACAAUCUCUCCUAAUGUCUGGAAA
Messenger RNA from Anolis sagrei ordinatus, 1174 nucleotides. Its product is annotated as E3 ubiquitin-protein ligase RNF170-like. Gene Ontology annotation, molecular function: metal ion binding; ubiquitin protein ligase activity. The record is from RefSeq and is a predicted model, not a curated record. Lineage: Eukaryota; Metazoa; Chordata; Lepidosauria; Squamata; Anolidae.